CACGAGCCUCGUUUUUCUUGACUUUUCCGUCCAUUUCAGUUCAUCGUCACUACCACCAUCCUUUUUAACCGGGACAACAUGGCUACUGCGGCGAGCCGUUACUACAGCGAAGACGGCAGGGCAACGAAAAGACAGAAAACCGACGGAAUGGCCACGGGAUACGAAGAUCCACACAAGACCCUUCCUUCUGUGGUGGUGCACGUCCGGGGGCUGGUGGAUGGUGUUACAGAGGCUGACCUUGUGGAGGCCUUACAAGAAUUUGGAGCCAUCAGCUAUGUGGUGGUGAUGCCCAAGAAGCGUCAGGCACUGGUUGAGUACGAAGACAUGAACGGAUCAUCCACAGCCGUAACCUAUGCUGCAGACAACCAAGUUUACAUCGCCGGCCACCCAGCCUUUAUCAACUACUCCACUAGCCAGAAGAUCUCCAGGCCGGGAGACUCUGACGACUCUAGAAGUGUCAACAAUGUUCUUCUGCUCACCAUCAUGAACCCCAUCUACCCCAUCACCACGGAUGUCCUCUACACUAUCUGCAACAACUGUGGGCCUGUCCAGAGAAUCGUCAUCUUCAGGAAGAACGGCGUCCAGGCGAUGGUUGAAUUUGACUCUGUGCAAAGCGCCCAGCGGGCCAAGGCAUCGCUCAACGGAGCAGACAUCUACUCUGGCUGCUGCACGCUGAAGAUCGAGUAUGCCAAGCCCACUCGUCUGAAUGUGUUCAAGAAUGACCAAGACACCUGGGACUACACGAACCCCAAUCUGGGAGGCCCAGAUGGUGAUGCAGAUGGCAAUGGGAGCAAUGCAGAUGAUGUGAAUGCCAACCCCAACAAGCGCCAGAGACAGCCUGCUCUGCUGGGCGACCACCCUCCAGAGUACGGAGGUGGCUACCAUGGCUACGAUGAGAGCUAUGGGUCCCCACCCUAUGAGGGUCGCCGCAUGGGUCCACCAAUGAGAGGGCGUGGAGGAAGAAGCUACGGGCCAGGCUACGGACCUCCUCCCCCUCCUCCUGGCGAGUAUGGUGGCCAUGCUGAGUCUCCAGUUGUCAUGUUGUACGGACUGGACCCCAUCAAGAUGAACGCUGACCGUGUCUUCAAUAUCUUUUGUCUCUAUGGCAAUGUAGAGCGGGUGAAGUUCAUGAAGAGUAAGCCUGGGGCAGCCAUGGUGGAAAUGGGAGACUGCUAUGCAGUGGACCGCGCCAUCACUCACCUCAACAACAACUUUCUCUUCGCACAGAGAAUGAAUGUGUGCGUGUCCAAGCAGCAAGCCAUCGUACCUGGUCAGUGCUAUGAACUGGAAGAUGGCACGAGCAGUUUCAAGGACUUCCACGGCUCCAGGAACAACCGGUUCACCUCACCAGAACAGGCGGCCAAAAACCGCAUCCAGCACCCAAGCAACGUGUUGCACUUCUUCAACGCCCAGCCAGAUGUCACGCCAGAGGUUUUCUCUCAGAUUUGUGAUGAGAUUGGUGUCAAGUGCCCCGUCAACGUCAAAAUGUUCACAGGAAAGAGUGGUGCAGCUCCCAGUGACCGCAGUGCUUCAGGUCUGCUAGAGUGGGAGUCCAUCAAUGAUGCCAUGGAGGCCCUGGCCAUGAUGAACCACUAUCAGAUGAAAAACGCAGCUGGUCCUUACCCUUACACCCUCAAACUGUGCUUCUCCACUGUUCAGCACGCCAACUGAGUGCACUCUUGUAGCCAGGAAGACGAAGAUUGGUCCACCAUUCCCAUGUUCACAUGUACUUUGACCAUGACUGCUUGCAACACAUCUGGGGAAAAAUAGACUUUCAAAAACACAUCAAAUACUGUGAAAUAAUACCUUUUCACAAUGUAAUUGAUCCCUAAAGUGCAAAGUCAUCAUAUUUGGUAUAUUAAGCAGACUUAUGCUAACAGGCAUUUAACAUUUUUGAUAUUUAUGCCCCAGAUGUGGUUUAUAGAGUAUCAGUAUCCGUGUGUCUUCAAUAUUAAGUUGUCCUUUUUACUUUUUGUAUUAUGCUUAUACAGGAAUCGGACAUGUGAGAAAGCAUAUUUGAAAGAAUUGGUUUUAUGCUCAGGUUGGUUCAGUGGCAGUGGACAACAUGGUUUUGUAAAAGAUUUGUCUUUUGGAACUUUUAUUAUAGCUCACUUUUUUUUUUUUUUUUGUUAUUUUAAUGCUACCUACUCAGUUCUGCGUCUCCAUGUCUGAUGGAGAAUUGUUUUGUUCUAAGAAAAUAAAAAUAAAAAAUCAAUUUAAAAUUGA
Messenger RNA from Siniperca chuatsi (mandarin fish), 2226 nucleotides. RefSeq names its product heterogeneous nuclear ribonucleoprotein L-like. Gene Ontology annotation, biological process: regulation of RNA splicing; mRNA processing. Gene Ontology annotation, cellular component: nucleus. Gene Ontology annotation, molecular function: mRNA binding. NCBI's taxonomy places the organism in Eukaryota, Metazoa, Chordata, Actinopteri, Centrarchiformes, Sinipercidae. The record is from RefSeq and is a predicted model, not a curated record. The transcript has 14 exons. The coding region runs from base 79 to 1671 and encodes 530 amino acids.